This is a messenger RNA of Corythoichthys intestinalis (scribbled pipefish), 3458 nucleotides long. It is a transcript of the gene nr1d2a, whose product is annotated as nuclear receptor subfamily 1, group D, member 2a. Gene Ontology annotation, cellular component: nucleus. NCBI's taxonomy places the organism in Eukaryota, Metazoa, Chordata, Actinopteri, Syngnathiformes, Syngnathidae. Gene Ontology annotation, molecular function: nuclear receptor activity; zinc ion binding; RNA polymerase II cis-regulatory region sequence-specific DNA binding. The record is from RefSeq and is a predicted model, not a curated record. Gene Ontology annotation, biological process: regulation of transcription by RNA polymerase II. The transcript is spliced from 8 exons. Bases 335 to 1963 code for a protein of 542 amino acids.
UAGAGGCUGGAGCUCGGUCACAUGGGCGGACAGCCCAUGAGCGGUGGGACGGUGGCUGUAGAACAUUCAGUACUUCUACAGCGAGCCUGAGCAGAAGAGAGGGGGGAGUUCCUGUCUUGACGGUCCCUCCUCUCGUUCUAAUUUUUUUCCAAUCCUCCCUCGAGCGCUCCCUGCCUCUCAUACACAAGCCGUGAGUCACCGAAGACGACCUGGGGAACGACCCGCUCAAACCUACUCGUGUCCCGGUCGCCUUUUAUCCUCGCUGCGGUCACCGUUUCUGCUGCAACGUUGUUAUUUUUUUAGUUAAUUUUGCGGUCUUUUCCUCGCUGUCGACAUGCCCGAGGACGUCGGACCAGCCAAACCUGGCGGCGUGAUCGCCUACAUCUCGUCGGGCGCCGCCUCUAGCCCCGAGUCCUGCAUGAGCACCAGUCCCGGUGCCGGCACGGGGAGCAGCUUCCUUUCCACGUCCCCCGUACCGCCUCGCCCCUCGCUGCCCAGCAGGGCGGUGGGCAUGGUGGUGGACAUCGCGCCGCCCGCCAAGAACGCGGCUCGAGGCGCCGACAAGGCGGGGCGCUCGACUACCGCCGCUAAGAGCAGCAUUACCAAAAUAAACGGCAUGGUGCUAUUGUGUAAAGUAUGCGGAGACGUCGCCUCGGGCUUCCAUUACGGCGUCCACGCCUGCGAAGGCUGCAAGGGCUUCUUCCGUAGAAGCAUCCAGCAGAACAUCCAGUAUAAAAAGUGUCUCAAGAUGGAGAACUGCACCAUCAUGAGGAUCAACAGAAACCGAUGCCAGCAGUGUCGCUUCAAGAAAUGUUUGGCUGUCGGCAUGUCCAGAGACGCCGUGCGAUUCGGUCGCAUCCCGAAGCGCGAGAAGCAGCGUAUGCUCCUGGAGAUGCAAAAUGCCAUGAACAACAUGAUGAGCAAUAACAGCCAGCUGCACAGCAUGCUGCACGGCCACCAGAGCCCCACGCUUCCCGCCGACGCCAGCCCGUCGCCCUCUUCUUCCUCCGCCUCCUCUUCGUCCUCCUCGUCCGAUUCGCCGUCCUGCUCCAACCCUUCGUCCCCGCAGUGCCCCCUGCGCGACGCCGAGUCGGUGGUCUCCAUGGACACCAGCUCGUCCUCGUCCUGCGGCUCCGACAGCGGCGAGGAUGACGUCAGGCCGACGGAGAAAAUGGCCACGGCGGGCGGCUCCGCCGACUCCCGCGUGGAAAGCUGGAACCGCUGGAACAAUGAGGCAGAAGCCCCGUCGGGGUACCGGGAACCCCCCGCAAACGUUUACGCGCACUUUAACCAGCACGCCGGCGCCCCCAUCUGUCCCGUGGAGGGGCAGCAUCAGCGCGCCUACGCUAACGGAAGAGCACACCUGGUGUGUCCUAUGAACACAUCGCCGUACGUGGACCCUAACAAGCCUAGCCAGGAAAUCUGGGAGGAGUUUUCCAUGAGCUUCACGCCCGCCGUGCGCGAAGUGGUGGAGUUCGCCAAAAGAAUCCCGGGGUUCAAAGAUCUCCCCGAGCACGACCAAGUGGGGCUGCUCAAAGCCGGGACCUUCGAGGUGCUGAUGGUCCGCUUCGCCUCGCUCUUCAACAUGGCCGAGCGCACGGUCACCUUCCUGAGCGGCAAGCACUACAGCCUGGACACGCUGCGGGCGCUGGGCGCCGGCGAGCUGCUGGCAUCCAUGUGCGACUUCAGCGAAAAGCUCACCGCGCUCGGGCUGGACCGCGACGAGAUGAGCCUCUUCACCGCCGUCGUCCUCGUCUCUGCAGACCGUUCGGGUCUCCAGGACCUUCCCGCAGUGGAAGCCCUCCAAGACAAGCUGAUCCGAGCCCUCCGGCAGCUUCUCAUGCAAAACCACGGCGACGAAGCGGCCACCACCUUUACCAAACUUCUCCUCAAGCUGCCCGAGCUGCGCUCGCUCAACAACAUGCACUCGGAAGAGUUGCUCUCCUUCAAAGUGCACCCCUGACGGAACCCCUCCGUCCAAAGGACCCCCACCGACAGCGAGCGACCCCGCCCCCCCCGAACUCGUACCGAACUUUCCCGAGAGGAACGUCGCCGACCGACGGGAGAACUCGAGCGGCUUUAUGCAAACCGUUUUUUUGACGGUUCCGAUGCAUGUUUAUAGCGACAACAAUAAAAGUGACCAAUGUGCUGCUAAUGCUAAUGCAUGGCUAAACGUGCUCGUGGCCACUUCCUCCAAACGUGUGCGUGUGUUGGUGUUCGUCGUGUGGCUCUCGUCUUCUUUUUCAUUUUUUUUUUCAGCGCCUCGAACGCACCGCCCGGAGAUUGUCGGGACAUUCGCGCAACGUACUGUAAACGCUCGAGGCGACUUUUGUUUUUUUUUUAACUUACCACUUUUUUUCUUUGUAUGAUUUUUGUUGUUGUUGUUUUUAAAUCAAAUGUCGGGCUUUUUUCGCACGGCGCUCGACUUGGAAAGAAAAAAAAGUUUUUGCGUUAUUGUACUUGGCAACACUGUCAAUUGUAAAUAAGUAUACAUAUAAAUAUAUAUAUAUCUUGAACAUAGGCAAAUAUGUAUAGUUAUAAAUGAAUAAAUAUGGGAGCGUAUGAAAAUGAACUGUGUGGAGUGUUUUGUUAUAUUUACAAAGUUUGUGUUUGUACAGGGUGACCCAAAAACAACUUUUUAGCAAUUCAGUAACAUACCUGUCAACCCGAGGCCAUUGGGAAUCUUACAAAUAGUGACGUGUGCCCUUACAAAUUGGUGAGUAUCACUGAGUAAUCUUGCGUUUCAUAUAGCGUGCAAUGUGAAACUAAAAAUUAAACUAAAUUUUUAAAAUGGUAUGAAUUUAUUGGUAAUAUUGUAACUAAAGAUGUGCCGAUCGAUUGGGUCCAAUCACAUCAUCUUCAAAGUAUCGUAAUCGGCAAAAAAAUAUCGGACAUGCCUUUUUUUAAUAUAUUUUUAAUUAAAUCGUUUUCUAAUUGUAUUUAACGUUACAUACAUGUCUUUCACUCAUCCAGAGUCUUUAGUUUUGACUUAAAGAAGGGCUAUCAAAUUUAUCGCGUUAACGGCGGUAAUUAAUUUUUUAAAAAUUAAUCACAUUAGAAUAUUUAACGCAAUUUACGCAUGCGCUGCACAACCCACCCACGCAUUGUCACGUUCAAUCUAUAAUGGCGCCGAUUUACGUAUAUAUAGAGAUAAAAGGCAGCGUAAAAUGAGCAGAGUGAAUUUUGGCAGUCUUUGGAGCCGUUUUUUAAAUGGCUAAAGCCUUAAAAUCCCUUUUUCUUCUUGAUCUUUUUCUUAACACCCUAUGUUAUUUCCCAACGCAGAGAAGGUAUAUCAAUUGUUUCCACUACGCAGUCAUGGUUGCACUUCCCAUCAUGCAUUUUGGCAGAACAGUUAAAUGGCUACAGUGUCAUUUACUGAAAGCUCAACAAAUACACUAGAUGGCAAUAUUUAGUCACGAUAUACAGAGUCACAUUUAUCCUUUAAGAAUUAAUUACAA